Messenger RNA from Juglans microcarpa x Juglans regia, 1714 nucleotides. RefSeq names its product 11S globulin seed storage protein Jug r 4. The transcript is spliced from 4 exons. The coding region runs from base 43 to 1569 and encodes 508 amino acids. NCBI's taxonomy places the organism in Eukaryota, Viridiplantae, Streptophyta, Magnoliopsida, Fagales, Juglandaceae. Gene Ontology annotation, molecular function: nutrient reservoir activity. The record is from RefSeq and is a predicted model, not a curated record.
CCCCAUGCCUUCAGUACCUCAAAACAAUCAUCAGAUAUCACCAUGGCCAAGCCCAUGAUCUUGCUAUCCAUUUAUCUGUUCCUUAUUGUGGCGCUCUUCAAUGGUUGCCUUGCUCAAAGUGGGGGGCGGCAACAACAACAAUUUGGCCAGUGCCAGCUCAAUAGGCUCGCUGCCCUUGAACCUACUAACCGCAUUGAGGCCGAAGCCGGUGUUAUCGAGUCCUGGGACCCGAACAACCAGCAGUUCCAGUGCGCUGGGGUUGCCGUCGUUCGUCGUACCAUUGAGCCCAAUGGCCUUCUCUUGCCUCAAUACAGCAAUGCUCCUCAACUCGUCUACAUCGCCAGAGGUAGGGGUAUCACCGGGGUUCUACUUCCCGGCUGUCCUGAAACAUUUGAAGAAUCUCAACGACAAUCUCAACAAGGACAGAGUCGCGAGUUCCAACAAGACCGGCACCAGAAGAUUCGACACUUCCGAGAGGGCGACAUAAUCGCAUUCCCGGCAGGAGUAGCCCAUUGGAGCUAUAACGACGGCAGUAACCCAGUAGUUGCAAUCUCUCUCCUUGACACCAACAACAAUGCCAAUCAGCUUGACCAGAACCCCAGAAAUUUCUACCUCGCUGGGAACCCCGACGACGAAUUUCGGCCACAAGGUCAGCAGGAAUACGAGCAGCACCGCCGCCAGCAACAACGUCAACAACGCCCUGGCGAGCACGGCCAGCAACAGAGGGACUUAGGCAACAAUGUGUUCAGUGGCUUCGAUGCUGAUUUUUUGGCGGACGCUUUCAACGUGGAUACUGAAACGGCCAGAAGACUUCAGAGCGAGAAUGAUCACAGGAGGAGCAUAGUGAGAGUGGAAGGCCGUCAGCUUCAAGUGAUCAGGCCACGAUGGUCACGUGAGGAACAGGAGCGCGAGGAGAGGAAAGAGAGAGAGCGAGAGCGAGAGUCGGAAAGAGAGCGCCGCCAGAGCAGACGUGGCGGACGUGAUGAUAAUGGGCUGGAGGAGACUAUCUGCACCUUGAGGUUGAGGGAGAACAUCGGCGACCCUUCACGCGCCGACAUUUACACUGAAGAAGCCGGUCGCAUCAGCACAGUCAACAGCCACACCCUCCCAGUCCUGCGCUGGCUGCAACUCAGCGCCGAGAGGGGAGCUCUCUAUAGUGAUGCUCUGUAUGUUCCACACUGGAACCUGAACGCCCACAGUGUGGUGUAUGCUUUAAGGGGUCGUGCCGAGGUUCAGGUGGUGGACAACUUUGGUCAGACAGUGUUCGACGAUGAGCUUAGAGAGGGUCAGCUCCUAACCAUUCCACAGAACUUUGCGGUUGUGAAAAGGGCUCGCAAUGAGGGCUUCGAGUGGGUUUCAUUCAAGACAAAUGAGAAUGCCAUGGUUAGUCCGCUUGCUGGCCCAACCUCGGCUAUCAGGGCAUUGCCGGAGGAAGUUCUUGCCAAUGCGUUCCAAAUUCCGAGAGAGGAUGCUAGGAGGCUUAAAUUUAACAGGCAGGAGUCCACCUUGGUUCGCUCAAGGCCGUCAAGUUCAAGGUCGUCAAGGUCUGAGAGGAGGGCUGAAGUUUAAUGUUGUGAACUGCGCGCAAUGUAGAGCGCCAUACAUGCGGCUCGCUCGAUCGAUCGUUGUUUGCUUUUUAUAUAUGUUAAUGCUCGAUCCGCUCUUGAUCAUCUAGACAAUAAAAAAGCUAGCCUUUUACUGGCAUUUCUCUUUA